UUUCUAAAGAAUUGAACGACGAGUGUUCAACUCCUAUCAUCGUCAAGUUACAACACUAACAAAAGAAAAAACCUUUCUACAAAACAAUAGAAAAUAAUUUUCCCGGGAAAAUCAUCAAGAAAAUCGAAAUUAGGGUUUAGGGUUUCAAAUUUCCGAAUCGGAGAAUGUCUCAGACUGGAAAGUUGAUGCCGAAUCUUGAUCAACAGAGCACGAAGAUGCUCAAUCUCACUGUUCUCCAACGAAUCGAUCCCUUCAUCGAAGAGAUUUUGAUUACUGCCGCUCACGUCACCUUCUACGAAUUCAACAUCGAUAGUAAUCAAUGGAGUCGAAAAGAUGUUGAAGGAUCUCUCUUUGUUGUUAAGAGGAAUACGCAACCUCGGUUCCAGUUCAUUGUAAUGAAUCGGCGUAACACAGAUAAUUUGGUGGAGAAUCUACUGGGAGAUUUUGAGUACGAGGUUCAAGUUCCAUACUUGUUGUAUCGCAAUGCAGCACAAGAAGUUAAUGGCAUUUGGUUUUACAAUCCCCGUGAAUGUGAGGAUGUCGCAAAUCUCUUUAGCAGAAUACUUAAUGCAUAUUCAAAAGUUCCUGCAAAGCCAAAAGUAUCUUCAAGCAAAAGUGAAUUUGAGGAGCUAGAAGCAGUUCCUAGCAUGUCUGUGAUAGAAGGCCCCUUGGAGCCACCAGCAACUGCCUCUCCUGCCACUGAUGCUCCUGAAGAUUCAUCAUUUGUCAACUUCUUUAGUGCUGCUAUGAAUCUUGGAACUAAUGUUCCAAAUGGUGCAAAUUCAAUACAGCCUUACCAUUCUAUCUCAACCACCCCUCUGUCUUCUCAUGCACCACCUGCCAUCUCCACUCCUGCACCUGCUCCGACAGUUUCGUCCCUUACUCUUUCUGCUCCACCUUCGCUUGAUUCAUUAAGUAGCAGCAACCGGGUAACCAAUCUUGUUAAGCCUUCUGCAUUUUUUGCACCACCCCCUUCUUCAUCGUCGUCAUCAUUGAUGAUGCCGCCUCUCUCAUCAUCCAUGCCAACUGCCUCUGCUCUUCAUCCACCCCUCAAUCUGCAACGUCCUUAUGGCACUCCAAUGCUUCAACCUUUUCCACCACCUACUCCACCUGCGUCUCUGACUCCUGGUGUGCCACCUACUUUGCAUGAUGGACCUCUUAUUAGCAGGGAUAAAGUUCGUGAUGCACUACUAAUGCUUGUUCAGGAUGAUCAAUUCAUUGACCUGUUCUACCAGGCAUUGCAAAAGGUGCAUCAUUCUUGAGCAUCUAAAGUUGAUCCUCUAAACUUCAUUUCAAUGUUCCAUGUGCACCAUAUACUUUUAUUUUCUUCAGUCAGGUAUCUCAACUCUGACACAUGAUUCGAUCUGCCCUGAUUGUUAAAGGAGCACAAGGUGUGAAAACAUACUUUGAGUUGCUGAUGUGGCAAAAAGGCUGUAGGUCACAUAGAAAUAAACCUAAACUCGCACCUUCAUUUCCUCCCACAAACAAGCCACCAUAGUUCCGUCCGCAUCAAACGUUGCAGCAGAUGUAUUGAGUGGAGGAUAAGGUGAACAAUUACCGCAUUAGUCUUGGUUCAGGGUUUUCAGGCAGCUUGAUAGCAUGUGUCUUUGUGGACUCUAAUCUGCUCUGCUUUCAGUUGAUCGAAUCAGUCACAGAAGAUUGAAUGCCUAAUUGAACAAAGUAAAAGUCUGAGGUGUGGAACGGACAUUGAAACAGAGUUUGAGGAUUAAAAUGGCAUUCAGACUUAAAGCAGUAAUGGAAUUCCCCUUGCCAGAUUUCUUGGAUUCCUCAAUGAUUGUAAAAUUGAUUCUGUUUAUAGUAAGACCACUCUGUCCGGUCAAUUUAUAGGAGAAGUUGCUCGUGUCAGUGUCAGCUCUUUCCGUCUCUUGGAAGCAUUGGAAGCUUGGUGUAACAUGGUUGUUUCGUUUGUUUGGUGGAGUGUAAUGGUAGGAAAAGCAGUUCUUUUCUUUAAUUCGGCUUAAAUGUUUAUGAUGUAUGAUGUAAGUUCCUGGGAAUAUUUAGGACUCUGCAAGCAUUUGUCCAAGACUUCGCUAAUGUGACUUCAAAGUUAUAUUUA
Messenger RNA from Theobroma umbraticum, 2077 nucleotides. Its product is annotated as mRNA-decapping enzyme-like protein. Lineage: Eukaryota; Viridiplantae; Streptophyta; Magnoliopsida; Malvales; Malvaceae. Gene Ontology annotation, molecular function: mRNA binding; enzyme activator activity. Gene Ontology annotation, cellular component: P-body. The record is from RefSeq and is a predicted model, not a curated record. Gene Ontology annotation, biological process: positive regulation of catalytic activity; deadenylation-dependent decapping of nuclear-transcribed mRNA; deadenylation-independent decapping of nuclear-transcribed mRNA.